Messenger RNA from Alternaria triticimaculans, 1941 nucleotides. RefSeq lists its product as uncharacterized. The transcript has 4 exons. Bases 1 to 1941 code for a protein of 646 amino acids. NCBI's taxonomy places the organism in Eukaryota, Fungi, Ascomycota, Dothideomycetes, Pleosporales, Pleosporaceae. The record is from RefSeq and is a predicted model, not a curated record.
AUGGAAGGACAGGACACUGGCGCUCUGCCAAAGCCCAAGCCCAAGCCAAAAAGGUUCAUUCCGGUGCCCCCAGAGUACCGUCGCCUCACUCAUACUACAGAGCGCGAGCUCAUCGUCAACGAGAUCAAGAUCAACACUGGCUGCGAUGUCAUCCCCAAAUGGGACGCUGGGUAUAUCACCCAGUUCGCCAUUGCUGGACAAGGUGCAGGCGUUGAGAAAGCCGUCCGAUACAUUAACCACUGGAUCUCUAACGCGCAUAUCAAGUCAAAAGACUCAUCAUCAUGGGCGAAGACACCUGCAUUCGAUCAUACCAAAUGGUACUACGACAGCAUUGAAGAGCGGGAGCGUCAGCGGAAGGACGAGUUCAAGGGCAAGGCACCUGAGGUAUCAAGAGGCGAGAUGCCACUGGCGAGCAUCAUCGUGUGCUGGCCGGAGGACCUCCUCAACGAAGGCGUCACUCCUCGCGAUGUUUUCAAUAACAAGCUAGAAGCGCUUAACGCCAUUCCCCGCGACAUAGCGCGCAUCGAAGCGGCCGAAGCGCAUCUCAUGACGAUGAUCGACAAAGUCAAAGCUGAUGCUAUGGGACUGCAGCAUGUAAUCAACAUGAUUCUUGAUGACAAAGAGGGCUUGGAGGUUGUGCUGGAGGAGGCUGACGCGUGGUGGCCGAACCUUCAAGACCGGGUCGUACCUCGCCUCCUCUCCAGUGGGAUAAUGGAAACCUCCGGCAGCUUCCGCGAUGAGAUCAUGCACUUCACGGAGCUCUCAAGGAUCCAGCAUUCGUUUCAGCUGGCCCUUGAAGCUGUGCGUCACACGAAAGGCGCGUACGAUAUGGCUAUUCGGCUAGGAUGCCUGGCUCUGAGCUCAAGACAUAUCAAGGAGGAUAAGAUCGGCCAGAAGUACGGGAAGGAGGUUUUCUUGAAGUCGAUUAACGGACCCGUUACACUUGAGAUAAAGAAGUGGCUUGCUGAUGAUGCAGUGGGUUCGCAAAUUCUGGGAGCACUCUGCACGGCCAAUGAAUUCCUGGAGCCGACGAAGUCUUCUGCCUACUUCGGUUAUACGCCAAAAUCGCUGCAAGGCACUCGUCCAAUGUUCCGAGGAACGUGGGUGUUCACAGACCCCAGCAGCGUUGUUGCUCCACCGCGUGAGCCGGUAGCUGUGCGCCAUGCUGGACGUCCUAAAGCGCCUCACCAAGCUCCUGCUAGUACAACCACUCCAUCCGCAGCGCCGCAGUCCGAAUUCAUCGUUGUUCAGGUCGACUGGACUGAUGACGAAGAGGGCUUGUACGAGAAGACAACAACCCGGUUCUACAAAAUCGAUCAGGGUCGUAAAUCACCAAGGAAGAACAUGGAUAUCAAUCUGCUGGAGCUUGGAGAGAGCCGAGGAUGGCACUUCGCCCUUGAGUCCUUGAAUCCUGUGGCAGCGAAGAGCAUCUCGCCUGUCAUCACUGGCUUCGCUGAUCGAGUCAAGAUGAGACCCAACCACGAUUAUCGUUCCACGGAAAGCUUCGCUGAGUGGGAUCAGACACCUACCGUCAAGAAGCACCUACGGAACGGCCGUCUGGAAACUAUAUACUCCUUCGGCAUCAAGCAGACCUGCUACAAGGUUGAGGCUACUUGCAUGUGGUACCCAGGACAGAGACUUCCCGUCUGGGGUCUCUGUGUCCGCCACUCUGAAUGGGCUACCCAUCUUGCUGAGCUUGAGCGUCUCCCUGUGGGUCGAAAGGCCGACUGGGGUCACACUGUGGCUACCUUCCUGCCAGAUGACGGCCAGUCCUGCUACUCCAGCGCGGUUGAGGACGAGGACUUCGGAAUGAGGAACCUCGAUCUGGGCCCUGGCGUUGAAGCACCACCACGCGAUGGUAUCCGCAUCCUCAUGGACAAGCUGCUUCAGCUAUCAGCCAUCGUCAGUUCUGUCACAGACAUGGGAGGCGUCGCUAUCUAA